Molecule: messenger RNA, 1018 nt
Organism: Doryrhamphus excisus (bluestripe pipefish)
Lineage: Eukaryota; Metazoa; Chordata; Actinopteri; Syngnathiformes; Syngnathidae
Source: RefSeq, a predicted model, not a curated record
UUACUGGUGGCAGGAUGUGGGAGUGGCCCCGCCCUCUGAGGCUCCACCUGUGUGGAGGUGACCAAAAGAGUCUCACGCACAGACACACACACACACACUCUCUCUCUCUGCAGAAGCAUGUGGUCUGCGCUCACAAUAUGGAUAGCAGUGUCGUCCAUUGCAGUCGUUUCAACGACAAUCUUCAGCGUGGAGACAAAAACGGCAGUUGCCAUGGCAACCUCCCAGGACCCCAACAUCACUCAACAGUCCACGGUACUUCCUGUAACCACGGCAACCAACAGCACCCCCACCAACUUCACGUCUUCCAUGAGUUUGACUACGACAGGUGGCACUGCCCAGACCCCGCUCCAGGCUGGUGGCGUUCCCGCUUGGGGAAUUGCUCUGCUGGUUCUGGCUGCUCUGGCUGUGCUGCUUCUGCUCCUGCUGCUCAUUGGACUGCUGGUGUGGUGCUGCUGCACGAAGGGUCGCUACAAGCACCCAGAUGAUGUCCCCCUUUACAACACACACUCUCGAUUCUGGCGCUCCAACAUAGGCACUUAUGAGGAUGUGGACAAGCCUGCCAAGAUAGCGGCCAAGUGAGCUUCGGCGAAGCCGUGGGGAAAAACUUUUUUUUAUUGUUCCUGAUCUGGACUGAUUGCUAAUCACUCAUGAAGAUCAAUACACCAAAGGAGAAGGUGGAGCGCCUCGGCCAGGAAUGUUGGAGGUCCAAGUCCAAGUAGUCCCAGUGGGCUCGGCGAAGUGAGUCAGACCAUCUGACGUCUUUGGUCUUUGUCUCCAUGACAAUCUGCUUGUCAAUCAUCCAAAGAACAAAAUAAAUGUGUCAGUGGAGGGCUAAGGCACUGCUGGUUUUCUCCAGCAGGUGAUUAAAUUGACAAGAGCCGGCCUUCAAAUUAAAAGAGGUGUUGAUCAUUAAAAUCACCUGCUUUAGUGACCGCCUGGCAAAAAAACCUGCAGUGUUUCGGCCCUCUAUGGCAGGAGUUUGGCACCCCUGAAAUAAAGCUCUAAUAUGAUCAAUAAA